GGUUGUUGACAUUGGAAGAAGAAAAUAAACAGAAAAGGAAGGAGAAAGAAAGGGAGGAAGAAAAGGUAAAUUAACAUGAUGGAUUUCUCCAAGCUACCCAAAAUAAUCGAUGAAGAUAAAGAAAGCACAUUUGGUUAUGUUCAUGGGGUCUCAGGGCCUGUGGUUACAGCCUGUGACAUGGCAGGUGCAGCCAUGUAUGAGCUGGUAAGAGUGGGUCACAGUGAGUUGGUUGGAGAGAUUAUUUGAUUGGAAGGUGACAUGGCUACUAUUCAGGUGUAUGAAGAAACUUCUGGUGUAUCUGUUGGAGACCCUGUACUCCGAACUGGAAAACCUCUCUCCGUUGAGCUUGGUCCUGGCAUUAUGGGAGCCAUUUUUGAUGGUAUUCAAAGACCUUUGUCAGAUAUCAGCAGUCAGACCCAAAGUAUCUACAUCCCCAGAGGAGUAAAUGUGUCUGCUCUUAGCAGAGCUGUUAAAUGGGAUUUUACACCAUGCAAAAACCUACGGGUUGGUAGCCAUAUCACUGGUGGAGAUAUUUAUGCAAUUGUCAAUGAGAACUCACUCAUCAAACACAAAAUCAUGUUACCCCCACGAAAUGGAGGAACUGUCACUUGUAUUGCCCCACCUGGGAAUUAUGAUACCUCUGAUGUUGUCUUGGAGCUUGAAUUUGAAGGUAUAAAGGAGAAGUUCAGCGUGGUCCAGGUAUGGCCUGUUCGUCAAGUUCGUCCUGUCACUGAGAAGCUGCCAGCCAAUCAUCCUUUGCUGACUGGCCAGAGAGUCCUUGGUGCCCUUUUUCUGUGUGUACAAGGUGGAACUACUGCUAUCCCUGGAGCUUUUGGCUGUGGAAAGACGGUGAUAUCACAGUCUCUCUCCAAGUAUUCCAGUAGUGAUGUGAUCAUUUAUGUAGGAUGUGGUGAAAGGGGAAACGAGAUGUCUGAAGUCCUCCGAGACUUCCCAGAGCUCACUAUGGAAGUUGAUGGUAAGGUAGAGUCAAUCAUGAAGAGGACAGCUUUAGUAGCCAAUACCUCCAAUAUGCCUGUUGCUGCUGGAGAAGCCUCUAUUUAUACUGGCAUUACACUAUCAGAAUAUUUCCGUGACAUGGGCUACCAUGUCAGUAUGAUGGCUGACUCUACCUCGAGAUGGGCCGAGGCCCUUAGAGAAAUCUCAGGUCGCUUAGCUGAAAUGCCUGCAGAUAGUGGAUAUCCUGCAUAUCUUGGUGCACGUCUGGCUUCUUUCUAUGAGCGAGCAGGCAGAGUGAAAUGUCUUGGAAAUCCUGAAAGAGAAGGAAGUGUCAGCAUUGUAGGAGCAGUUUCUCCACCUGGUGGUGAUUUUUCUGAUCCAGUUACAUCUGCUACUCUUGGUAUUGUUCAGGUGUUUUGGGGAUUAGAUAAGAAACUAGCCCAACGUAAGCAUUUCCCCUCUGUCAACUGGCUCAUCAGCUACAGCAAGUACAUGCGUGCAUUGGACGAGUACUAUGACAAACAUUUCACAGAGUUUGUUCCUCUGAGGACCAAAGCUAAGGAAAUUCUUCAGGAAGAAGAAGAC
Messenger RNA from Ictidomys tridecemlineatus (thirteen-lined ground squirrel), 1542 nucleotides. Lineage: Eukaryota; Metazoa; Chordata; Mammalia; Rodentia; Sciuridae. The record is from RefSeq and is a predicted model, not a curated record.